UGCUUUUAUUACCGGUGUAGUGAGCUUCUUGUAAGAAAUGGUGAUUGUAGCCGUUUAUUUCCUGGUCAUCCUGGCUAGUCAUCAAGCCUAUGCACCACCACCUUGCAAUCCAAAUAAAGCAGAUGCAGUUCUGGUGUACUGCUACCCUAACACUAUCAUUACAAGAAUCCCUGAAUGUCCUUAUGGAUGGGAGGUUAAUCAGCUGGCUCUUGGAGGUGUUUGCUACAAUGGAAUCCAUGAUUCAGGAUACUACCAGUUCACAAUCCCAGAUUUAUCACCCAAAAACAAGUCCUACUGUGGGACCCAAUCAGAGUUUAAAAGCCCCCUGUAUCACUUCUAUAAUUCCAUUGUGUCCAACGACACGACCGUGAUUGUGAAGAGCCAGCCUGUGAAUUACUCCUUCACAUGCACUUACCGCGCAAACUACUUGGUGAACCAGGCUGCCUUCGAUCAAAGGGUGGCAACAAUCCAUGUCAAGAAUGGGAGCUCUGGCUCAUUUGAAAGUCAGUUAUCACUCAACUUCUACAGCAAUGCCAAGUUUUCAACUAAGAAAGAAGCUCCAUUUGUUGUGGAAACCUCAGAAAUUGGGUCAGAUGUAUUUGCUGGAGUGGAAGCUAAAGGGUUAAGUGGCAGGUUUAAAGUAGUUCUGAACAACUGCUGGGCAACGCCUACGUCAGAGUAUUUCUACCAAAUCCAGUGGCCGCUGAUUACAAAAGGCUGUCCUACAGAUGACUCCAUUUUAGUACAUGAAAAUGGGAAAGCUGCCCGGGCCACCUUCCAGUUUAAUGCUUUCCGGUUCCGAAAUAUCCCCAAACUAUCCAAGGUUUGGCUGCACUGUGAAACACAUAUAUGUGACAGUGAAAAGUUCUCCUGUCCUGUGACGUGCGAAAAACGAAAACAACGUAUGGAACAAACGGGAGGAGUUUUGGUGGUGGAACUGGCAGUGCGCAGUAAAGGUUUAUCCAGUCUUAGCCACCUCUCAGAUAUUCUCUUUCACCUAAUCUUCAUGAUUGGGAUGUGUGCUGUUCUACUAUAAAACACUGCCCCGCAGCACUACCUAACGUCCCUGUUUGGAACUACACUUUACUACUAAAAAAGAUGUUUAUUUUACUCAGAUAAAAAGAAACUGCAUCAUAUUACAGGGAAAGUAAAUGAUGCGUGCCUUGAUUUUUGUUUCUGUAAUAGUGGGGAAUUAUGAUGCUGAUUUUUCUUUCCUCAACCUUUGCAGCUGUUUGAUAAAAGUCAAAGGUGAGCACUUACAUACGCUGUUGGAUUCUCCCCUUUGAACUGUGGUGGCACAAGGCAACACAUAUACACAGGGAUACAUAUACACCAACCUCACUCCCUCCUUCCCCCCCCAAAAUGAAGUGAAUUAUGCUCCAUUUUAGCCCUACUGUGUGCUACAGGCCUCCCCUUUUCAUUUUAGAUCCUGCAAGAUUCUGAAUGUUUCAGCCCAGCCCAACAAAACUCUUAAAUCCAUGCUUGACUUUAAGUUCAAGAUUGGCCCAAAUGAAGUCAGCAGGGAUACCCAUCUGAUUAAGGGCUUCACUGGAUCAGAUCCAAGUGUUCAGCCCUGAUAGGAUCAAGCCCGUAGCUAUCUUGUACACCCUACCCACCAAGAGCUAAACAAGAUAUGUCCUCCCCUAUUGCCCUCGUGAAAUCAGAAAUAUUGCAUUAACUCGUCCAUGGAACUGCAUUAACUACUAAAAAUGCUUCAAUAAACCAGUAGCUGUAUAUAAUCUACCAUGGCUGCAUACAUAUAUAUCUUGCUAAUUACCAGCAGGGAUCAAAUGCAAGACCAGUUGCACCAAAAGAAUCAAUCCUUACCACUUGGACUAGACAAGAAUUAAAAAUGGGGCAGGGACUGACUAUACGUGUGUCCGGUACAAUGGGGCCUCAUUUCAGUUCAACGGUGCUAUGUAAAUUGUUGUUAAUGGUAGCGACAAAACGAUCAACUUUAAACAAACAGUAUCUGGAAGGUACUGAUCAACCACUGCUAGAGGGAGACAUGAUCUUUCCCUGAGAGUCAGAUGUGUUUCUGGAGUCGUUCUUCAGUGAAAAGUGAUGGAAGGUCCUGUGCUUUGGACAUUUAAAAUCCAUAGAAAGGUCCAGUAGGGGACAAUCCUGCAUUGUGGAAGGAGAUGGAAUGGAUGAU
This is a messenger RNA of Gavialis gangeticus (Gharial), 2155 nucleotides long. RefSeq names its product tectorin beta (gene TECTB). NCBI's taxonomy places the organism in Eukaryota, Metazoa, Chordata, Crocodylia, Gavialidae. The coding region runs from base 38 to 1036 and encodes 332 amino acids. The transcript has 10 exons. The record is from RefSeq and is a predicted model, not a curated record. Gene Ontology annotation, cellular component: cell surface.